AUGGCGGCCAACUCGGCGCCGGUGAUUCCGGCUCCUUUCAAGGGCCCACCUUUCAUGAAGGCGUCCCACUUUCGUCUGGGGGAUGGGCGCUGGGCGCCAGGAAUCCCCCGUCAGCCAGUUUCUCACACCCAGUUUCCACCUUUCUGGGAGGCUCGCAGGCCGUUACCGGUGCCCCCGCCCCCCAGCGGGCAGGGGCUGAGCCGGAGACCCCCACUACCGAUGGCCGAGGAAUUGGAGCAUCACGUUCCUUGUGGAGACAAAGAGAAAAUAAGGUUCCCUCAAUCCACCUACACUGCCUCGUACUCAGCACAUGAGGGCCAGUCUGCAGCCAGGCCAUGGUGGUCGUACAGGGGUGUUCCCACUAUUAAAGGGGAUGGACGGUCCUACUAUGACACUUCUUAUCAAGCACAGUUUAAGGGUGAAGGGUAUCCACCUGCAAAGCCAAACAAAAAGCACGUGUCUGCUAUUAAAUUUGGGGAUCCCAGGACCAGUGAAUCUGUGAGCGAGCAGAAACACGCCUACAGAGCCCCAGACAAGAAGACACACAGAGUCUAUGACAAGGAGCGUGCUGCCUCCCAGAUUCAACAUGUGAAUGUGCAGCUGGGGGACAGUUGACCCAGGUUCACCACCUCAAAUCAGUCCUUCCCAGUUCACAAGAUAGAGCCUAUAACUAUUGCCCAACCAAACCACAUCUCAUCCAUCCCCAAAGGUGAUGAAGACCCUGAGAGAAACCAAGCAUUGGCAAGAACUACUACAGCACAGCUCUCCUACCCAGAGACUGGCAGGUGGAACUUCCCACCAAAGCCCGACUUGCUACUGCAGAAAUACCAAAGCAACAUCAGCUUAAGAGAUGAGUGUUCAGGCUCCUGUUCCUUCAGCACAACACAGCAGGCAGACUACCAGCCGCCCCGCCAGAGCCAGAGGGUGACAGCAGACAGCAAGAGCCCCAGCAAAAGCCACAUCCCCUUCAACUACCACAAUGAAAGUCCUGUCACAACCAUGCAGGCCAUGCUGGUCCCACACACCCCACAGAAGCAGCAGCUCUCUGAAGAUGUGCUGCAGCAGAUCAAGUCCUCACAUCUGGCGCUACCCUGGAGGGCACAGGACCUCUUCAGGACUGAGCAGAAAGACAAGUUCACGCCCAAGUCCAGAGCAGAAAUCCAACAGCCAAAAGCUCAAGUGAGCAGAGUCCCCUUGGGGACACUGAAAGAAUACUGUGCCCGGAGGAAGGUGCGCUUUGUACUGUGA
Molecule: messenger RNA, 1248 nt
Organism: Mesitornis unicolor (brown roatelo)
Lineage: Eukaryota; Metazoa; Chordata; Aves; Mesitornithiformes; Mesitornithidae
Source: RefSeq, a predicted model, not a curated record